This is a messenger RNA of Populus trichocarpa (black cottonwood), 2427 nucleotides long. RefSeq names its product phenylalanine ammonia-lyase-like. The coding region runs from base 137 to 2284 and encodes 715 amino acids. Gene Ontology annotation, biological process: L-phenylalanine catabolic process. Gene Ontology annotation, cellular component: cytoplasm. The record is from RefSeq and is a predicted model, not a curated record. Gene Ontology annotation, molecular function: ammonia-lyase activity. NCBI's taxonomy places the organism in Eukaryota, Viridiplantae, Streptophyta, Magnoliopsida, Malpighiales, Salicaceae. The transcript is spliced from 2 exons.
CCCUCUAUUUCUCUCAGGAAAUCCCGUACUCCAGAACUCAAGAUUUCCUCUACAGCUACUCCUCUUCCUCCAUUCUUCAAGACUCCUUCUCUCUCAUUUAAGCUUUUCUUUGGUCUAACAUAUAUAUAAAUAAGAAAUGGAGACGGUCACCAAGAAUGGCUACCAAAAUGGUUCUUUGGAGAGUUUGUGCGUCAACCAACUUGAUCCACUCAGCUGGGGAGUUGCUGCCGAGGCAAUGAAAGGAAGCCACUUAGAUGAAGUCAAACGUAUGGUGGCUGAUUAUAGGAAGCCUGUUGUCAAGCUUGGAGGUGAGACCUUGACCAUUGCUCAGGUUGCAUCCAUUGCUGGUCAUGAUACUGGUGAUGUCAAGGUGGAGCUUUCUGAGUCUGCAAGGCCUGGUGUCAAGGCUAGCAGUGACUGGGUCAUGGAUAGCAUGGACAAGGGAACUGAUAGUUAUGGCGUUACUACUGGUUUUGGUGCCACUUCUCACAGAAGAACCAAACAAGGCGGUGCUCUUCAGAAGGAACUUAUUAGAUUCUUGAAUGCUGGGAUCUUUGGCAAUGGAACGGAAACAUGCCACACACUGCCUCACUCAGCAACUAGAGCAGCAAUGCUUGUCAGAAUCAACACUCUCCUCCAAGGUUACUCUGGCAUCAGAUUUGAAAUCUUGGAAGCUAUUACCAGGCUCCUCAAUAACAACAUCACUCCAUGCUUGCCACUACGAGGCACAAUCACUGCUUCAGGUGAUUUAGUUCCGCUAUCCUACAUUGCUGGAUUACUGACUGGCAGGCCCAAUUCCAAGGCCACUGGUCCCACCGGAGAAGUGCUAGAUGCUGCUGAAGCCUUUAAAGCAGCUGGCAUUGAAUCUGGAUUCUUUGAGUUGCAGCCUAAAGAAGGCCUUGCUCUAGUUAAUGGAACUGCAGUUGGUUCUGGCUUGGCUUCUAUGGUUCUUUUCGAGACGAACGUUCUUGCUGUCUUAUCGGAACUCUUGUCAGCAAUUUUUGCUGAGGUUAUGAAUGGUAAACCUGAAUUCACUGACCAUUUGACACACAAAUUGAAGCACCAUCCAGGUCAAAUUGAGGCUGCAGCUAUAAUGGAGCACAUUUUAGAUGGCAGCGCUUACAUGAAGGCAGCUAAGAAGUUGCAUGAAACGGACCCCUUGCAGAAACCAAAGCAGGAUCGCUAUGCUCUAAGGACUUCACCCCAAUGGCUUGGUCCCCAGAUUGAAGUAAUCCGAUUCUCGACCAAGUCAAUUGAAAGAGAGAUUAAUUCAGUGAACGACAACCCUCUAAUUGAUGUUUCAAGGAACAAGGCUAUACAUGGUGGUAACUUCCAGGGAACUCCAAUUGGAGUCUCAAUGGAUAAUGUACGUUUGGCUAUUGCAUCAAUAGGCAAGCUGCUAUUUGCUCAGUUCAGUGAGCUCGUAAAUGAUUUCUACAACAAUGGAUUGCCAUCGAAUCUCACUGCUAGCAGGAAUCCAAGUUUGGAUUAUGGCUUCAAGGGAGCUGAAAUAGCAAUGGCCUCCUACUGUUCUGAGCUUCAGUAUCUCGCCAAUCCAGUCACCACCCAUGUGCAAAGUGCCGAGCAGCACAAUCAAGAUGUUAACUCGUUGGGGCUUAUCUCUUCAAGAAAGACAGCAGAAGCUGUUGAUAUCUUGAAGCUCAUGUCCACAACCUUCUUAGUGGCUCUUUGCCAAGCUAUCGACUUGAGGCACUUGGAAGAGAACUUGAAGAGCGCAGUCAAGAACACAGUUAGUCAAGUAUCCAAGAGGGUUUUAACUACAGGUGCCAACGGAGAACUUCACCCAUCAAGGUUCUGUGAGAAGGAGUUGCUCAAGGUGGUUGAUCGUGAAUAUGUCUUUGCCUAUGUGGAUGACCCCUGCAGUGCUACCUAUCCAUUGAUGCAGAAACUAAGGCAAGUUUUUGUUGACCAUGCGUUGGAAAAUGGAGAGAACGAGAAGAAUUUUAGCACUUCAGUCUUCCAAAAGAUUGAAGCUUUCGAGGAAGAACUGAAGGCUCUUUUGCCAAAAGAAGUUGAGAGCGCAAGAGCAGCAUAUGAUAGUGGGAAUUCAGCAAUUGACAACAAGAUCAAGGAAUGUAGGUCUUAUCCACUGUACAAGUUUGUGAGGGAGGAGUUGGGAACUGUAUUGCUCACUGGCGAAAAGGUCCAAUCGCCCGGCGAGGAGUUCGACAAGGUGUUUACAGCUAUGUGCCAGGGGAAGAUCAUUGACCCAAUGCUGGAGUGCCUUGGGGAAUGGAAUGGUUCCCCUCUUCCUAUCUGUUAAGUGUUUUCUUUUACCAAUAAAUUUGUUGUAUUUUUUUUACAUUUGUUUCGACGGCUUUUCUGUCCUUACAGUUUCUUGGCUAUGUAAUAUACAUAUAUAAUGUCAUGGAAAGGAAAAAUCAGUUCCGAAUAUUUCUAUUUCAA